This is a messenger RNA of Xenopus tropicalis (tropical clawed frog), 3933 nucleotides long. It is a transcript of the gene ccdc126, whose product is annotated as coiled-coil domain containing 126. Gene Ontology annotation, cellular component: extracellular region. The transcript has 3 exons. NCBI's taxonomy places the organism in Eukaryota, Metazoa, Chordata, Amphibia, Anura, Pipidae. The record is from RefSeq and is a predicted model, not a curated record. The coding region runs from base 376 to 798 and encodes 140 amino acids.
UAAUGCUCGUUGCAGUGCAACAAAAGCUGGGGGCUGCAAGUGGACAUGCUGGUGUGGUUAUACAAAUAAUUAACAGUUCUUGCACAACAUAUGUCCUUUGUACUCUUGUCUAUUUUCCCCCCCAAAGAGGCAUAUGCAUGGGGUUGAGAUUGCGGGCAGAGAGCAGAGGACAGAAAGUCAAGCAAAAAAAUAUGGAGUCUGCCAACCUUGCUGCGCAGCUUUGUGUUCAGUACAGGUAUGGGGUAGAAGUUACCCGAGGAUCAGCACCAGGCUCCAUGAGAGACUUUUCCAGAAUGAGCUACAUAAAUAGAUGUGAUUGUCUCUGCAUUUUGUGAAACCUGGGGAUACAGCCAAUUCCUGCCCUAUGCUGAAAUCAUGGUUUUAACAUUUUCAAGAAAGUCUGUAUCACAGAAACUAAGUAUUCUACUCCUUGCUUUUGGAUUCAUCUGGGGACUGAUGUUGCUGCGCUACACUUUUCAGUAUCCGAGACACCAGAGCAGCACGGAGCUCAGAGAUCAAAUAUUAGACUUGAGCAGAAGAUAUGUCAAAGCUUUGGCUGAAGAGAAUAAAGAUUUAAUGGAUGGAGGAAAUGGGGGCUCCAUGGCAGGAUAUGCUGACUUGAAGAGAACAAUUGCUGUCCUCUUGGAUGAUAUUCUACAGCGGCUUGGAAAGCUCGAGAACAAAAUUGACUACUUUGUAGUGAACGGAUCAUCCAAUAACAGCACCAAUAGCACUGGUGGAAACCUUGUCCCGUUAACUACAAGUAAACGCGUGAAUGCGUCAGCAAACAGGAGAUAGCAAGAGAGUGCCAUUCCAGCCAUUUUAUCAGGCCCAGUACACUAUGAACAACUUUAUUGGCAUUUCUGGCUAGAUCUGUGCUUUAUUUUAGUUUGCCUUGUAAGCAGCUGUAGCAUAAAGUGCAAAACACAGCAGUUUUAUCUGGCGCUGUAAGAACGUAGAGAAUAUCAGCCAUAUUAAGUUUAUAAUAUUUUAUUUUUUUCCCCAUCUAUAAAAUGUUUUCUAGAAGUGAGUUUUGAUGCAUUGUCCUGGAGUUUAUACCCUUAGUAUUUUAAAUUAAAAAUAAGUACCAAUAAUAUAAAUGACAUACUUGUAUAUUAUAUUUUGCUACAUGGUAAAUGUUAUGUUUGAGCUGGAGGUUUGACCCAAAGAAUGUAUUUAUUUGCACUAUUUGUUAGCAAGACUGUAGAUGAAUUGCAGUCAUUAUGAUUAUUUAUGUGGACACUUGACAAAUAAAUAAUGUAUUACAGUUAUUUUAAUGGAAUUUGCUAAGGAUGUCAUAGGAGAUUUCAGCAACAAACAAGUAAUCGCCCCUUUCAGUUCUGUGUAUUGUUUCUUUGAUUUAAGUCCUUAGGAACAGUUUGGAGUCUUAUUUAGAACACCUACUUGGAUUGGAGAGACGUUCUCAAAAGACUUAUUUUAUCUCUCUCCAAAGUCACAGAUUGGCAGAUAUCCUGAGGCAGUUAUGUUGGCCUUCCAUGUUCACAUUGUUGCAUACAAGAUUUCUUGCAGUGUUUGGGACAUAGGAAUGAUUGAAACAGGCAUCUGGUACCAUCAAUACUGGUUAUACUAGUCAAACAAGCAACCUACAAUGAUAGAACAGCAGUGGCAAAGAAAAACAUUCCUGAUUAGUGUCUGUACAAACAUUACUGACCACUUUUCCUUGCAAACAGUCUCAUCUCCAAGAAGGUUGCUUAUAUUAAUGCUUUAUUGUUCUUGUUACCAAACUAGUAACUUAAGGCUGACGCCACACGGAGCUGGCUCUCAGCCAGUGGAAAAACACAGGCCAUGAAUCUGCUCCUAAACUGGCAUCAGCCUUCAUCCUUGCCUGCUCCAGCAACCAUUGUGUUGUCUUGUGUGCAGGUACAAUUGGCAUAUGUUUAGAGUAUAUACAUUUCUGUGUUGUAAUCCGCAAAGUGGCAUUAGCCUAAGGGCUAUGGCACACUAUGCCUUUACUCCUACAGUGGGCAAACAAAAGGAAGUUAUGAGCCAAAACCUUUAUGGACAUCAAGAGGAGAACAAUCUGCAUGUCACUGCACACACUGGGUGGAUUUUAACCAGAAGAUGCUUGUGUGCAUUUGUGUGCAUCCUCCCUGUGUGAGCAGAAACAGAUACCCCCUUUUUUCAAUGCAGACAUAUACAGGGCAGUUGCGGCUUAUACCUGCCUUUUCAGCGAUGGUGGAGAAAUAAAACCACAGAAUUGCAGUAUUCUGUGCACUUAUAGGUGAAUCUGCUGUUCUUCCCUGACUAGGGGAGCAAAAGACAAAAACUAACCUAGUUUGUUUUUGCAGACCUAGAAACAUUGGCAGAUAAAAUUUACCAGGGGGUAAAAGGACCUAAUAUGUAGUCCUUGCUGGACCACCACUUCUUCCCACAAGGGUGUGGGUCCUGUAAGACAGUUACCCAGCACAUUUUUUAGGAAAGAGUGGUGAGGCUAAACAACAAUCCAUGGCUGACUGCAUUGGCCUCAGAACUGUAUACAUCCUGAUUUGUAGCUAGUUGCACACUGAUUCUCUCCUCUUAGCAUCCAAAUGUUGCCCUUCCUUUUUUUAUUAGAGUCAUAUAUGACAAAUUAAUAUGGGCUGUCAGAUUGGUCAUUUUAAAAAAGUCCAAUAUUUUAUUCUCUUUUUAAUCCAAUAUAAAUCUUCUUAAAAUAUUUACAUUUGGCUGCAGUUCAGAAGAUAAAUGCACCAAGGUUUCAGCUUCUGGAAGCUCUAAAAAGCAGUGGCAUUUUGAAUAAUGUGGCUUUUUUUGGGUAAUAUACCUGUAAUCCCCACAAACCUUUCCUUGUUAUAUUUAUGGGAAUCGCUGGUCUUGUGGCAACCUGUAGAGAUUAUUGCUUGGAAAUGAUAGAGGGUCAUUAUUACUUUCCUAGAGAAAAUUCAAAGUGAUCAAAACACCCCUUGUUUUAACUCACUUAGUUGUUGUCCAUCCUGAAUUAGAAAAAGAUUCUGCACUUCCUUACAUUUCUCCCCAACAGCAUGAACCAAUGGAGUAGGAAUGGGUAAGUCUGUGGGUGGGCAUGACAGCUAGAGGUGUUCUAAAGCUUUCCCUGCUUUAGGGAAGAUGAUCUGUUCAUCUGUAAAAUGCUCACAUGUCAAUGACUAAAACGCCACUGGGUCCCCUAAAGUUUCCUCCCUAGCACUGUGACUGCUUAUGGUCCCUGAAUUUCAAAAAUCGUCCAUUUGCACAGUAUGUGACUUAAAUAAUCUGGCAAAUCUGCAUGUUACACACACAAGUGAAAGGUCAUGCAGAUGAAUUGAUUACAUUAGAUAUAUCUGUAACUAUUACUUCCAAUUAAACUAGUGAUACUGCAGGGGUCCGAUUUAACACAGGAAUCCCUGUACCCCUUAUUUCUUGUGCAUUAUAUAAGCACAUCAAUGCUCACACAUGCUUAGUGCAGAAGAAAAGGUCCAGCUGUAUAAUAUAUAUAUAUAUAGUCGGAUGGGUUUGCUCCACACCAGUAGUGCUCAUGCACAUUAUUUAAGAACCAUUUAGGGAAGUACCAGAAUUAGCACAACAGGAGUGUGAAAACUGCAGCUGAACUACAACACAGUGAAGCCACUAACAGCCUUGUAUUGGCUGGGGAUUCUGGGAGCUGUAUUCCAGCAGUUUUCAUACGCCAUCUUACCACUGUAGAACAAAGAGCUGCCCUUUUCCUAUGAUAUGUAAUGUAAUUGUCAACCAGCGAGUGAAAUGAUUAAAGCCUUUACAACAGAAAAUGUUAUUCUAUUGUGUUGUACUCCUUGUGCCAUUUCGAUAACAUGUGCUCCGUGUUCUCUCUCCUAAUGUAGGCUAACCAGUGUUCCCUGUUGGUAACAGUAAGCUUUGUUGUGCCUUAUGAUGACCAAUGUCCUUGGUAUGUAACAUUUUCCUGCUCACGGGCAAUAAAAGUAAUACUGAUCAUUCUCUAAA